Bipolaris sorokiniana ND90Pr is the source of this 300-nucleotide messenger RNA. RefSeq lists its product as uncharacterized. Gene Ontology annotation, biological process: mitochondrial electron transport, NADH to ubiquinone. The record is from RefSeq and is a predicted model, not a curated record. Bases 1 to 300 code for a protein of 99 amino acids. The transcript is spliced from 5 exons. Lineage: Eukaryota; Fungi; Ascomycota; Dothideomycetes; Pleosporales; Pleosporaceae.
AUGAGCACCAAAACACAUGUUCUACGCCUCUACAGGCGGUCCCUCAAGCUCGCCCUCGACUGGAGCGUCCAUCGAUACCUCUGGCGCGGACAGGCUCUGUACAUCCGUGAGCUUUUCGAGGCUAAGAGAAACGUUACCGAGCCUCGUCAAAUGAGGGACUUGAUCAAGGAAACAGAGGAACUCCUCGAGAAGUGGAAGCACCCCGACCCUUACCGCCCACCCACGGCCCCCGGAGGUUCAAAGUACGAGCGCAACCUGCCUUGCCCAAUCACCGAACCUCCACCAAAGAUGAUUUUGUAG